Messenger RNA from Dicentrarchus labrax (European seabass), 4470 nucleotides. It is a transcript of the gene epn3b, whose product is annotated as epsin 3b. The record is from RefSeq and is a predicted model, not a curated record. NCBI's taxonomy places the organism in Eukaryota, Metazoa, Chordata, Actinopteri, Moronidae. Gene Ontology annotation, biological process: endocytosis. Gene Ontology annotation, molecular function: clathrin binding; phospholipid binding. Gene Ontology annotation, cellular component: plasma membrane; clathrin vesicle coat; endosome.
CGCUCCCCGUUGAUUGCCGUGCCGUGCCGUGCAUGCGUGGCCUGCCGGGUGCGUGUGUGGAUGAGGGCUGCCUGAGAGAGAGAGGGAGUGAGCGAGCUGCCGUGUGCUGUGCUGUGGCUUAUCCUUGUCCUAUGCGGAUUUCACCGCUGACUGCCCGCCCGAGCGGCUCGCAUCAGCCAGGGUAGGCCGGGGGAUUCGGACACUGACAUUCCCAUUCAAGGCUUCCUAAAACACUCGGCUCCUCUCUCACGUUUUCCGGAUAUAGGUGGAAAGGGGAGGGGGGGGGUGGAUAAUCGUGGUUGCCCUGGUUAACCGAUCCCAGUGGAGGGGAUAUUACCGGGGACCUGGAGAGGUGGUAGCAGAGAGGAUGCUCAGUGGACGCGGCGGGAGAUGAGCAAUGGGCAAGGGGCGUCCUAUAACUCCUGACAGAGAAAAGGAGCCUUCAAUGCCAUAGCUACCGCUCCUCUCCUCUCCUCCUCCAGUCCACGUUCCCCCCCUUUUUUAACCCCUCUUAUCACCUGUUGAGUGUUUGUUUUCCACUUUCUAUCCCUCCACAUCCUCCAUCAUCUGUCACCAUGACAACCUCAGCCCUGCGCCGGCAGGUGAAGAAUAUUGUGCACAACUAUUCAGAAGCGGAGAUCAAGGUCCGUGAGGCCACCUCGAAUGACCCAUGGGGCCCGUCCUCGUCUCUCAUGUCAGAGAUCGCUGACUUGACCUUCAACGUGGUGGCGUUUGCUGAGGUCAUGGGCAUGGUGUGGAAACGCCUCAAUGACAGUGGCAAGAACUGGAGACACGUCUACAAGGCCCUGACUCUGUUGGAUUACCUGCUGAAGACAGGAUCAGAGAGAGUGGCCCAACAGUGCCGUGAGAAUGCGUUCACUAUUCAGACACUACGUGACUUCCAAUAUGUGGACCGUGACGGCAGAGACCAGGGGGCCAACGUGAGAGAAAAAGCACGCCAACUGGUGUGUCUCCUCCGGGACGAGGAACGGCUCCGCCAGGAAAGGGGUCAAGCCCUAAAGACCAAGGAGCGAAUGGCUGGAGGAGGCAGUGGAGGAGGCAGUGGAGGAGGGGGUGGGGGGGGGGGUGGGGGUGUGUAUGGAGGUAUACCCCCUUCUUACCACCCAGGCAGGCGAACAAGCCAGCCCAGCAUGGCUGUGCUCUAUGGGGAGGAGUUCAGCCGCUCCAGAGGCUCUCCGUCCUCCUUUAACUCCUCGUCCUCGUCUCCUCGCGCCGCCUCAGACCUGGAGCAAGCGCGACCACAGACCAGUGGUGAGGAGGAGCUGCAGCUCCAGCUGGCCUUAGCCAUGAGCAGGGAGGAGAGUCAGAAGGAGCAGUGCUGUCGUCAAGGAGACGAGUCUCUGUUACAGAAGGCCCUAGAUGAGAGCAGGAGAGAGAGCCAGUCAGGGACACAGGAGUCAGCCAUGCUGGACCUGGUGGACAUAUUUGGCCCCUCAUCGGAGGCCCCACCUCCGCCUAGUGACCCUUGGAACUCUACCCAAGCAACCGGUGACAUCACCUCUGACCCCUGGGAAUCUGUAGCAGUCCACUGCAGCACUCCUGUGAUUGGUAGCCCUUGGACGGCCCCACCCUCGUCCUCCGCCACAUCCAAUCCUUGGGCUCCAUGCGCCAACUCACACACAGACCCCUGGGAAGCAGCACCUAUCUCCUCCAGUCCUGUCAACCACUCGUGGGACAGCCCAACAGACGGAGAUGGAGAUGGGGUGGAUCCGUUUGCUGCACAGGAAGAGGAGAAGCCUCAAGAUGAGGUUCCUCAAGUGUCCUCCCCUCAACGUGCUAGUCCCACAGAUGUAGAGCUGUUUGGCAUUAAAGCAGACUCUGACCCAUUUGCUGAAGCGGAUUCCAAGCCAGAUCCGUUUGGGACUGACCCUCCGGUGAAACCCCAGGUAAACGGACGUGAGUCGGCAAGCCCAGAGAUGUUUGACCUGUCGCGGCUAGCACCCCCGCUCAGUGCCCCACCUACUCGUGUGUGUCGAACCCCAGAGACCUUCCUGGGACCUACAGGGGCCUCGCUGGUCAAUUUAGAUGCACUGAUACCCUCCAACCCCCCUAGUAAGACGCACAACAACCCCUUCCUCUCAGGUCUGAGUGCUCCGUCUCCCACAAACCCCUUCCACUGCGACCAGCCUCGCCUCACCCUCAACCAAAUGCGGCCAUCCUCUACAUCCCCACUACCCCCGCACAUGCUCUCCUACAGCCCGUCGCUGCCCCUCCCUCUGCACCACCAGCCAACCAUCCUCCCCUCCUCUCUCACGCAACCUCCUGCCGGACUCCUGGACCUUCCCUCAAACCUCCCACAGCCCCUGCUCCCCCUUUCUCCACGACCAGCACCCCGCACUCAGUCCCAGACACAGACACACAGCCACAACCCCUUCCUCUGAGACACCUGCGUCUUUCAAGCUCUGGUCUGCAGAGGAAGCCGACAGAAUGGACUCUUUUUGGAUUCAUCUAUGCUGUCUACAAUGAGACUAGUUUAAAAUGAGCCUGAACUGGACUGCGGAUCCUGGUCUGAUGUCAUUGUGCACACUUGAAGCGGAUUAAUCUUGGACUGGAUGUAUGCGUGUCUGUCUAAAGACACAUCAGCUGCUAUAUAACCUGAACUCUUGAAGAAAAAUUCUCACACACACACACACACACACGCACUCAGGCGCACUUAAGGCUGCACAGACACAAACAUGCACACACCACCAAACUAACAGGGUGUAUCUCAACAGUCCCUUCGAUGCCUUUUCCCCAUCAACAUUGACAACUCUGAGCAUCCUUUGACCACUAGGGAUUUCACAAGAACCAAUAAUUCGUUACCAAGUCAAUGCCAAAAUUCGGAAAACUUGACGGUACUUGUUUCUAAACAGUGCUGUAGGUGACGGAAAUUACAUUCUUCCGGACCUGAAGGGGCAAUAUAUAAGCCUACAAAUAUUCUUGUCUGACAUUAAAUGCCAUUGGAAGAAAUGCAGGUGUACAGGUGAUUUUACUUUUACGGCUGUUGCAACUGUCUUCGCUGCCUGUCUCUUCUCCACUCCACUGAACUGUGUGUGCAGGAGGCGAGACAGAUAGCGGUGGAGAGCCGCACACUCAAUAUGCCACUGCAAGUGCAACAAAAGCUCCUUUAAAAAAAAACCAAUAAGGGCAAUUUCUUAAUGUAAUCCCCACAAAAGACAAAAAAUAACAAAUGAAUAAGGAAGAGAGAAAUUCCCUAAAGGGCCAAGACCAAAAAAGACUAUGGAGAGAGAUUGUUAGGCGAUUUUAUAGCCUACUUUGGCUAUAAAUAAAUUAUAAACAAUGAGGAACAGCUUGGAUGCAGGCAUGUUUUUCUUAAUACAAUGCAAAGCUAUUCACCUGUAUUAUUAAUAAAGUAUUGUAAUUUGUAGAAUUUCCCUGGUAUUGGAUUGAGUACUACAUUUUUGGUUUUGUGACAUCCCUAUGGCCCACAGAGACCUUAGAACGUUGGUAUGAAGUCACAUACUUUGAUUGUUCACCAUGAUUCACAAGGAUCCUUACCGCUGCUGCUUCACCGACGAAAGCAUGAAUGCAUCCCACCCCCCGAGACUCCAAACUAUCCUAUUCUGCUGAGCACCUGAGAUGAGUUCUUCAAAUAAAUCCUGUUUUUCUGAUGAGUCAAAUAGUAUCUUGAGCUUUAUUGGCACAAUUGAAUCAUUUUAGAAGGCCCCAAAAGUGUGUUACUGUGAGAUUCAAGACAGCAUUCAGCACUGUUCAAGAACUAAUUGACUCAGGUAUUCCUUCCUACAUAAACAUAAUCUAGUUUGCAUUGCCUUGUUACCUUGUAAUCCCAAUAGCAUCUGGUCCUAAGUUAGUUAUUUGUCCUUGAAGGCAAGUAGCCCCAACAGGAAUCAGGUGGAUUCAAAACUGGACUAAACCAGCCUAAGCUAGACUUUACUGUCUCAAUCUGGACCUAAACUGAUCACUGAUUGUACCCUAUUGGACCCGCGUGCCUGUCUUUACAGCUGACUCACAGUGCAUUCCCGGCUGGUUGAUAUUGGCGCCAUUAAGGAGGACCUCAGGGAGACCGCUCUGUCCCUCCUCCAUUGAGAUUCAACCUUAGUGAGUGGAAAGGCAUUUGUCUACAAAUAAAAAGAAAUGACAGGGGAGAUCAAUGACUUUAUUUCAGAUGUGAGUAUGAAAAUGAGAUGAUGAACAGAUAAAGGAGGAGUAGAGGAAAGCUGACGAGAAAUAAAGUAAAAUGAUUACAGAUGAUAAACUGAUGUAUUGAGCAGUUGCUGCUCUCCUCGGCUCCUCGUUCACUUCUGUGUUAGGAACAAAAGAGUGGGACGAGACGACAUGUUUGGUCAUCACUGCACUGAACCUGGACCUGAAUGUGAAAUGCCUGCCUAUAGAUACACACAGGCUUAGUACAUAAUGUAUUUAACAGAAUGAUACCUAUAAAGUAUUAUGACAUAUUAUACCAAUAAAUGAAUGGUGUUUGCAUUAUAA